Messenger RNA from Leucoraja erinaceus (little skate), 1430 nucleotides. Its product is annotated as serine/threonine-protein kinase 19-like. The transcript has 7 exons. Lineage: Eukaryota; Metazoa; Chordata; Chondrichthyes; Rajiformes; Rajidae. The coding region runs from base 326 to 1114 and encodes 262 amino acids. The record is from RefSeq and is a predicted model, not a curated record. Gene Ontology annotation, molecular function: protein serine/threonine kinase activity. Gene Ontology annotation, biological process: protein phosphorylation; positive regulation of Ras protein signal transduction.
CACUCGGCCACUACUGCGCCGUUUAACAAGAUCAGAACCAAAGAUCUUUGAUCAGAACGUUUCAUCCCCUCGCUAUUCACGCUGAGCCAAACACACAGCGCUGGCGGAACUCAGUGGGCCGGGCAGCAUCUGUGAACGGAUUGGACAGGCGAACAGCUGGAAAAGAGAGGUGGGGGCGGGACAAAAGUUGACAAAAGUCUGAAGGAGAGUCCCGACCCAAAAUAUCGCCUAUCCAUGUUCUCCAGAGAUGCUACCUGAUCUGAUGAGUUACUCCAGCACUUUGUGUUUACCUUUGGGGCGGAACAAGUGAUACGUGGAGACAGCAAUGAACCGAAAGAGAAACCUUAUACCAGACAUAUUCCGGAAGGUUAAGAGGCGUAAAUUUGGGAUCGUAGAAGCAUUUGAUUCAUUGGAAAAGAAAGAAACAGAGAAUUAUGAAGAUGUGCCAAACGAUACUAAAGCUGCGCUGAUUUUGCUGGCAUCCUUGUUUCCUCGGAAGUUAUUUGAUGAUUCCCUGCCGCCCAUUGUUCUGAAGCAUCAACUUUACAGCAUUGUUAAAGACAAGACCACAGUCGAUCGGCAGCUGAAUGAGAUGAAGGACGUGGGAGCGGUUCGGAUUUUCCAGUUUGGGUUUGACACGGACGUGUUCGGGGUCGUGUUCAGUGAGGACUACAAGAGUAAAGUUCUGGCAGCGACAGCGGCAAGCGAGACUGCCGAGACGGUGCAGAGGUUUCUGCAGACGGUGCUCGGCGCCUGCAUGGACAUGGGCUUCUCUGAGAAGCAAAUGCUCAAGGAGUUUUCCUUUCGGGACCAAGAAAUAACGCAGCUGGUGAAUGCUGGUGUACUGACAGUGCGUGAUGUGGGGAGCUGGUGGCUUGCUAUUCCGGGCGCUGGCCGAUUUGUGAAAUACUUUGUGAAAGGUCGUAAGACUGUCCUUGGGAUGAUCCGGAAAUCAAAGUACAAUGAAGUGUUACAGUCGGAGCUGGAAGUUCGGAAAGUAACGAACGCGGUGAAGCUGGGGAUCCAGUACCAUGUCCACGACAUUGUUGGAGCAGAGCUGGUGAAAUGCAUCCCGACGUCCAGUGGAACUUUACUGCGCUUGAACAACACUUGACCAUUAGCAAACCCACAAUUAGACCAUUCCUGGACGACAGAUGCACUUGGCAAGGAUGUCACAGACCCCAGAAAAGCGCUGGAAACUGGGACGCACUUGCGAAAGGAGGGAUAAAGGAUACUCCAUGGAACGUGGAAUGCCUAAAGAAUGAAUUAAAUGUUGUGGCCUUUAAUUAAUUGCCAAUUUGAUGAAAUCAAAAUAAUAUUUAUUUAUAUGAAAUAUAUCUAAAUCAAUUUCCUUUUAAGAUUCAUUGGUAAUUAAAUCAAGUUAUUUUAGUUUUCUGCUUAUUUUGAUGAAAUAAAUUAUCUGCAAUAAA